Messenger RNA from Spirometra erinaceieuropaei, 12594 nucleotides. NCBI's taxonomy places the organism in Eukaryota, Metazoa, Platyhelminthes, Cestoda, Diphyllobothriidea, Diphyllobothriidae. The record is from the annotation of a GenBank genome assembly.
AUGCCCUCCAACGUAAGUAAGUACCACAUUCUUCAAGUCAGCAGAUGCAGAGACUCCAAGCCCACGAAUUACUUUCUAAACGGUACACCAUUGCAGCAGGUUGACAGUCGGAAAUACUUGGGUGUUUGGAUUACAUCCUCAUUCUAGCCAAUACUGAAUUGCUCGAAGGCGAUCUAGUCGGUCAUGUCUAUAUUGCAACUCAUUAGGCAAGCCUUUAUGGACUUUGCUGCGGAGAAGUUCAGAGGACUUGCGGUCGCCUAAACCUUCUUCCUUUACGAGUUCAUGGUAGCGUUGAGGAUCAGAAUGUGGAGUGGGUCGAAGAAGCUCGGUGUAAGGAGCAUCAGUGAGAGCGUCGCAUAAGACAGUUUAAACGUCUGAGAGAAUGGUGGGAGGGUGGGGAGGGGGGGGGAAGAGCCUCAGUUAGACUGAGUUGUCUUGUCGUGGCACCGAUACGUAAAGCGUAGAGUUCUGAGUUGCUGCCAAAAUUCUAGAGGGGACACAGUGACUCUACGGAUUCGAGCUGUCAUGAGGCUAGUGAGACGCAUCGCGCGGAAACCAUCUUCGCGGCCGACGAGGGCGAGGACGAUUUAGGUCAUGGUGACAUGCGGGACGAAUGCAGUGCAGAGGGCGCAGAUGGCUGGCACGACGAAUGUCAGCAACUGGCCGUGUCCACUACACCCGAGUAGGUUCUCACGCAGUCGCAGUGCCAUAGAGGCCAUGUUAAGAAGGAGCCAUUGCAGCCUCACUCUCAGCCCAUCAGUCGGCCAGUCCGCACUGGGCUGGCUGCGAGGCCUCUGGUAUCCCGUCAGUAGGCAGCCUUCCAAGUCAUGGCUUUUUAGCGCACCAUGAUACUUUCAACCUCGUCAGAUAGUUUAUAGAAAGGAAUAUGUGCUGAGACCACCAUGAUCUUACUCCCUCAGUCCCAAUCGCACUCCGAGCUGGUCAGGUGGGAGUGGACGCAGUGACUGACAAAUCCAGCCACUUCGUCUGGACGUGCAACACACAUGACCUGACCCCUCCCUCCUCCCCCCCCCAGACAUAAGCACCAGAAUCUCACACACAAGGGGGUGCGCGACAUGCAUGUCAUGUGUGUGUGAGUGUCAGAGGUCACGUCGCGAAAGAGGCAUUCCAGCCUGACUCUUAGUCCACCGGUCGGCCAUUGUGCACAAACGCACCUUGGGCUGAAUGCAAGGCCUGAGUUCCAUCGGUAGUUGGCAGUCUUACAAGUCAUCACGGCCUUUAACGCAUCGUGACAGUCUCCGGCCUGGAUCACACAUGCACCAGAGGGACCACAUCGAGAAGGAGUCGGGAGACACUUGCGGCUUACGAGGAGAGAUGUGCCAAUCACCUGCUAGCGUUGUGUGGUGUCGAGUAGAUGCUGGUGAGGAGAGAUAUGGUGGUAUGGUAUAGACGGCGGUGCCUUCUGAGUCGGGCGCAAGAAAUUUCGUGCGCCCUGCGGGACACAAGUGAAUAAUAAUAAUAAUGAUAAUAAUGGCUAGGGGAUGGAGCAUGCAUUUUUGAUAGUGCGCCUUGUUAGCUAACCGCACAAUGGAAUGGUUGUACCCAGAGGUACGCACAUGGAAAUGAAGGAGGUGUUGAUUGCUGUGGAAACAGAAGACUGAGACAGAGAAUUGGUCGAGCAGCCCUUACUGUGACAGAGGAGUGCAGAAGCGGAUCGGAAGGCAGUGGCGAGAAUUAUUUCAGCAAGGCAAGGUGCGACGAGCGCGGUGCGCGAAUGCUUGCGUGCGUGCGUGCGUGCGUGCGACCUUUGACCGCCUACAAUCCGGAUCAGCAAAUGACACAACGCCGAUAGGGCUCAAGCUGUCUCCACGACGUGGCCAUGUCACGUGCGUUGCAAUUGGCAGGAGGUGAUACUUAAGCUGGCAGAAGGCGUCAUGAGAGAAUAACCAGACUGACGACCAGGAGAACGGACUGCCACAGGCUCACAAGCUCGCCUCAAACGCUGACUGUCCUACCACGCAACAUAUCCGCUACAGCCACCGUCGCAGGACAGGUUAGUUAAACGGUCUUCUUACUCAGCGUAGGUAUGGGUUUGACGAAUGGCAUUAAUUAGAAUCAACUGGCAGAGCGUCAGCCAGAUGCUAGCGAUUACCCCAAAUCCACAAAUCCCACCUUUCACCUCGUCUAAUCGUAGCCCUCGGCGGCAGCCCAGUCAGCCGGAUGACUCACAAACCCCACAUCUUCUUUGAGGUUCAUCUGGGACGUCAGUAAAAUCGACAUCACCACUCCUCACUAAUUCCCGCGAGCCAAAAUGGUGCUUCACGAGGCGAUAAUGUUCUUCGACGUGACACUCCUCCUUGCGUCCAUCUCACCGCAUUUGGUGUGCAAGGCUAUGCGCUGCGUCCUGCAUGGAAGGAAGUAUGGCAAAUCACGGGCAUGUCUUCACUGAUAUUAUCAUCAUAUCUAAGUAAUAUUACAUGCCGAUGCCUCCCGUCAUUCCGGGUAAAUUGUACACAUAUAUCUGCAUUUAUGCUGCUGACAUAUGUGUCGAUUGUUUGCAAUUUAGAGCAUAUAACUGCAUCUUCUCCUAUCGGAAUCAUUGUAGAAAGGGCAUGUUUAAGCCCAAUCCUAUUAAUGGACGCCAAGGACUGCUCGUCUGUGAUCGAUUACUGCGUCCUUUCGUCAGCGGUUUCGGCAACGACGCAUUACCUCCCUCCUCUCCAAUUGGCAACAGGGAUCACCACAUCACCCACCUGUUUGGUGCCUACGAGGAGGUUUUUUCCACCAGGAUACACUAUCUUCGCCAGGGCCUAGGAUCAAACAAUAUCCUCCUAUUUCCCGGUCCAUUCGGCUGCGUCAGAACUGAUUACAUGGACUUCCUACAGCGUCUUAACAGAAAUGAGUACGUUCCCUGGGGCGGCUUGGCACUGCGUUUUUUACCAACUGGUGUAGAUAUAUACCUAGAUAGACGUUGUAGAAUGUCGCACGAGGAUACACCAUAUAGAAGUGGCCCACUAGUCGACAACUACAAUGCGUACACUGUUGGUACACCCUCAGGAUUGGGUAGACCAGUUAGGUAAGCGUGAAUUCGUAUACAAUAGUCAUUGUUCUGUCUGCGAUUCAGGAUGCUCUGACGAAACUAGCAAAUCGGCCACUACACACACAAAUUUAUGAUCAUCAAUGAAGGGUACGGAAGGGAGACCCUCCGUCUCGAUUAGCCAUACAUGCACUGGAUAUCGGACACAAGUCUACUAUGGAGGUCAGUCGAAUGACUCUUACAUGAAGCGGCAUAUUGAGUUGUGGAAGCGCCGUAGAAAAAUGUUGAGAAGAAGCGGAAGUGACGGCAACCAAUUCAAAGAGCAUACACAGACCCCUCAUUGAUGCGCUCGUUAGGAAAUCGUUGACUUUAAGUCACGUUUAGAGAGUGAACUGUUUUGCCUACUUUGCAACGACAGUUUGCGGAACAAGAUUCAUUACUUGCCCUAGGAACCUAUACAUGCAUGUGUGUGUGUGGUCUGCAGAGGUUCUCGGAUGUCGCGUUUAAAAAUGUUUGCCGGCUCGCUCUUUUGUUGAGGACGACGACCUAGGGUAAUAAGUUUUAAAAUAUCCGAAACAGGGUUUGUUGUUUCCUCAAAUGACUUCUUCAGCAUGAACAUAUACACACGCAAGGAAGGAGAAACGUCAACGUCUGUGUUGACUGCACAUGGCCCAUGAGAACAUCUUCGUUUACAGUAGGCGAGAUUAUCUGGGAACAAAAUUACCCUUAUUGCGCACACAUUUUCGAUACGGGUUCCCCAGCUCGUUGUCAGACUUAUGGGACACACACAAAAACAGUUCACCCUUUAACCCUGUUGAAGAAGAUAUUCUGCAGUUGGCUGAAGCUUGCGCCAUUGCACGUCAAUUGCAUUUCUUCAUGCCCUCGACAUUGGCUACACUGGCUUUCAUUUGUCCCUGAGGAAUUUGUGAGUGGCAUCUAAACCGAGAUGCCGAUUGAUGCAGGGCACAGUUGAUUGAAUUACUUCCAGGGAUUCACGGCGUAGCCUUAUUGGUAGAUGGGUGAAAAUUAUAAGAGUGUUCUCCCAUGGGCAAGAUGGCCCCCCACUCCUCAUCACCGCUAACUGACGUUCAUCUAUAGGGUUUCAGACAGAUUUCCCAAUUUGGCCUCAAUAGACGGCAUCACAACUGGCACAUGAAUUCUUGCAGACAAAGUCCUUUCUUUCAAAGGGAAUUAAUUUACCCAGGAGAGUUUUACUAGUGAGAGAGGUUGGCACACUUGAAAAGUGAUUUUUUGUCCGAUUCUAGCUAUGGGAAUCAGUUUGCUGUCACUGGGGUUAUUUUUAGAGAGCCAAACAUUUUAUCGAUUUUCAAAGGUCAGAUUAGCAGGUCUGUGCGUUUUCGUCCCCUAAAGUGCAGUAAUGAUGCAUAGGGGGAAUUGGUUGUUUAAAAGGGCCGACAUUGUUUUGUCAUUUGAUGAACUCUAUGUUUUGACACCAAAAUGACUCUCACCGAAUAGUCACGUUCAGUUUGGAACAUAUGAAAUAUUGAUUGUCGAGCGGUCUAGUUUCUGCGCAUACGUAAUUUAGAAAUGGAACGAGAAAAAUAGCAGUACUUGUAUGGAUACUCUGUCGUGCAUUCAUACUCGUAGAACGGAUCCGGAAUGUGAGCAAUGAUAAGAAAAGUCACCGCAAUAUCAGGCCAAUGACAUGUUCUUACGUUUGCGGUAAAUAAAUAUCAGCAUCCUUUCCUUUUUAGAAACGUGAAAGGAACGGCCAACAGUGCCAGUUUUUUCUUGCUCUCAUCGUGCAUAAACUGAAAGUGCACAAACGUCUGUCAACGGAAUGCAUUAUUAAGACACUCCCCCCUAAAUGGGUAACUUAGUAGAGAACGUGUUCUAAGUGAUCGAAAGCAUGUUCUUUGUUAAUUUUUGUUGUGGAAGUUAAUUUUUAUGAAGGACGAAGUCUCAUGGGAAGGAACGUUUAAACAUUCACUACUUCGCUAAAUAUCUUCAGUAAGUCAGUAUAUUUGUAGUAAACGACAGAGGCCAUGAAAACUCCAUUUAGAGGGUACAGAUGUAAGGGAAAAUAGUUAAAUUGCAAAACUGUUGCUUGCAGUUUCAGUAAGGAGAAUUCGUAAGUCUAAUAAAGGAACGCAAAUGCGAAAGGGGUAUGGUAUUCGCGAAAUAAUUGCGAAGAACUUUGUUCACCGCAUUCGGACUGUGAAAAUUUCCAUAUGGGUUAGGUUUGACGCACAAAAAGGAUCUGUUGAAAUCAUGUUAAUAGUAUAUUUAUAGUCAUUUCUGUAAUCCGUCUGUAGUUCGGGUUGCCUAACAGCAGGUGAGUAUCCAGUUGACUCUUGAACACGUUCAUGGUAGGGGAAUUAACAACAUACUCCGACAGAGAGUUCCAUUGGUGAAUGACCCUCUGUGAGAAAAAGGAGGAACGUUGAUUUGUGUGGCCCAGUUCCCUUUAAAGCUGGUAAUCAUGUCGUCUGAGAUAAGACUUGGGUGCCAUUUCAAAAAACGUUUCCCAGUCGGCAUCCAGAUUAAGUCCUCUUACCAACUCGAACGUUGCUAUGAGGUCACCACUGUCCUGCCUGUAGUGGAGGGGAUAGAGGUUCAAGGCUGUCAGGCGCUGCUCGUACGUGAAAUGUUUGAGGCCAGGAACUGCCUUUGUAGCACGCCGUUGUACACCUUCAAGGAUAUCUAUAUCCUUCCGAAGCCACGGCCGCCAAGCCUGUACUCAUAUUCCAGUUGCGGCCGCACAAAUGUCCCGUAUACUUUGCCAAAGACAUCUGUAUUCAAGUGAAUAAACGUUCUGCGUAUCGCGCUCAUCACUGACAUUGCCCGCGCAGCGGCUUUAGAACGCCGUGUGGUGACGCUUAGAUCGUCUUUAAUGAAUACACCGAGAUCAUUUUGCACAUCUACGGUUUGAAGUGGUUGAUUGUCCAGGAUAUACUGUCGUGAGGGUGCAUUUGUUCUUCGCCUCGCUGAUACCACGGGCAUUACUGCACAUAUUGUGACGUUGAAUUUCAUGCACCAUUUAUCGCCCCAUGCGUGCAAAUUAUCUAUGUCCUCUUGUAGUAUCUUGACGUCAUCUUCAUCUUUUAUCUUUUAAGAUCGUCUGCAAAGAGCGCGAUGUCCGAUUUCACUUCCUGUACUAGGUCAUUUACAUAGAUAAUGAAUAGGAGCGCCCAAGAACUGACCCCUGUGAGACUCCACUUGUAACAGGUGCCCAUUCUGAGCAGUAGCCGCUCGCAGUGACUAUUUGUCUACGACCGUUUAGGAACUCUUGAAUCCAGUUCAGAAGAUUUCCUCUUAUCCCUACUUCGGACAACUUUUGAUCGAGGCGCUUAUGUGGGACGCAAUCAAACGCCUUGCUGAAGUCGAAGUAAAUGACAUCUACUGGAUGUCAUUCAUCCAAGGCCUUUGACCAAUGUUCGAGUGACGUAAGCAGGUUUGUGAAGCAGGAACUCUUUUCGCAGAAGCCAUGUUGGACUGAAGUGAUAUGACAGCGGAAUGUAUCGAGUGAUGUAAUUGAUUUUUUAACUAACUUUUCCAUAAGUUUGCAACAAAUGCAUGUCAGACUCACCGGUCGGUAAUUGGUGGGACAUAGCCGUGAUCCUCCCUUGUGGAUAGGUACGAUGUUUGCCAACUUCCAUGUGUCAGGUAGUUUGCCAGCUUCCAGCGAUUUUUGGAAGAUUAUAGAAAGUGGUUCUGCUUAUUCUUCAGCUAGCUGACGCAGGAGUACACCUGAGAUCUCAUCUGGUCCAGGUGACUUGGCCGGAUCCAGCUUAUUUAACUCUGAUAAAACUAACUGCGGUGUAAAAAAUACUGUGCUUAUUAGUGGUUGGUUGGCGAGCUGUGGAAGAGAAUAGGACUGGUGGGGUGGUUCCGCGGUGUAGAUACUUUGGAAAAACUCGGAAAGAAGCUCGGCAUUUUGAAAGCUAUCGCUCACAAUUUGGUUAUUUUUGUCCUUUAAGGUUGCCAGAUGGUCUCGGUUUUUCGUAUUGCUCCCGAUAUAUGCAUAGAAUGCUUUAGGUUUUUGCUGCGCCUCUUCCAGGAGCUUUAGUUCAUAAGAAGCUCGUACAUCUCGGAUAAGUCAUUUGCGUAAGGUUCGUUGUUGUCUGAAUUCCUGAAGUUUUUUGGGUGCUCCGUUUGUAAAAAAUUUUGCACAACUUGCGUUUUUUUCGGAUGUCCUUCUUAACCUAUGUUGUCAGCCAUUUCGGUUUGUUUCCGGUUGGAUGUUUCUUGAGGGGACAGUAUCGUUCAAUCAAGUCUCUCAUAGUUGAUUCGAAGGUUGUCCAGCAUUCAUUGACAUCUCCUCAUAAUGCCUCCGUCCAUAGUGUGAGUUCAAUCUCUGAUUUCAUUGCCUCAAAGUUACCCCGCCAGACAUUUCUUAACGACUUUGAGUUUCGUUAGGGGACAGCUACAAGUGUCGACUCUCACACUAAUGUCAUGUGAUCACAAGAACCUAGGGGUGGGCCUACAUUUAUUUCAUCAAGGCAUUCCUCGUUCUUGGUAAACAGUAGGUCUAGGCAACUAGCCCUCCGACCUUCACGCAUCCGAGUCACAGUUGGUUCAUGUUGAAACAGAAAUUCGUCAAAUGCCAUGUCUAAUAGCAUUUGGUCGAAUCCUUGUCUGUGGACCUUAACUGUCAUAAGGUCCCAGUUAAUCCGCGGAGCAUUGAAAUCUCCUACGAUAAUAAUGUUUUUCUUUCGACUGUCCUCGCGGAGUCGAGUGAUUAACGCUUGAUCUUCGUCGGCAGGUUGAUUGGGAGGCCUAUAUACAACGGUGACAGUAACGUUUUCGGCUUUUGCGAGCAGCAAAUGACACAGCAGCAUCUCCAGAUCAUGCGCAUUCACACAUUCUUCAACAGGGUUAUAUUCGACCGCAUUGCUGAUAUAUAGGGCAAUUCCGCCACCUCGCUUUUCGGUUCGGUCUCGUCUUAGCACUUGAUAACCAUCUAACUGUAUUUGGGGGUCUGUGACAUCUGGGGUGAGCCACGUUUCAGUUAAUGCAAUAACAUCAGGACAUAGUUCGGCCACAAUUAUUUUACGUUCGUCGAGUUUGUUCAAGAGGCUUUGUAGAUUUCCGUAGAAGGACUUAAUUUUAUGUAGGUUAUUGCUUCGAAUUAGUUGCCCUAACGUAUGGCCUUCGUCCAGUAUGACAGACGUCCUCCACAGGAGGGGUUUUUGUCGUCGAACAAUCACUCCGUUCAUUAUUACUAGUCCCUUCUCUCCUUGUUCUUUCAAGGUCGCCAGCUCCGCCAUCAGCGCCCUCCAUUUCAUUCUCUCUUGUACUGAGUAAUCCGAUUGAAAAAAAGACCUCUAUGGCCAGGGAUCCCCCCUAGUAUUCGUUCAAGUAGAAGAUCCCUCUGGAGUUUACUUUCUAAAAUUAUCUUUAAAGGUCUUGGUUUCCUGCCUUGAGAGCUCGCGCUAUUUUUACUGUUUAGUCGGAAAAGUUUCAGAAUCUUAAUUGCUUCAUUUUCUUUUAUUAUGCUACCCAGACACUCCUGCACGGUCAUGAUAUCAUAAUUUAUCCCACAUCUGGGGUUAUUGUUGGUUGAUUCACGAAGUCCAUGGACGACUAUGCAUUGUAAUCUGUCCACAGCACCUCCAUCCGACGAAUUGGUCUGACCGAUGGUGAGGCUUCCCCAAUGUGUGCUCCAACGCUAGUUGCAUGAAUAUUCGUGAGAGUAUGUACUUCUACUCCCAUUCUGGGUUCAUUUUUAUUCGGUCUUGCGUUGGUCGAUGCUGCUCCCCUCACAUUAGGCUCGGGAGAUGCGCAUACCGUCUGGGGACUGUUUUCCUCUUUCGUCGGUCCAUCUUUAUCAGUUUCACGCUUGGCCCUCGGUUUCCUUUCUGGCGAGUCUGAAACCAUCGCCUUUGGAUUUUUGCGUCCUUUCUUCAUAGUCUUUUCUGUCGCCUUUUUCUCAUUCUUUACUGAUUUUAGAGGUUUCACGUCACCACUGAUAACUGGGGUCCGAUACUGCUUAUGCAGGGUGUCUCGCGCUCUACCCCUCGUUACCCUGUGCGUCGAUGCUGCCAACUUAUCCUCUGUCAUGAAGGUCUGCUGGAUAAAAUUCUUCAUGUUCCUAACUUCUUCCUCUAGUUGAUUUAACUUUGAGGCUAGCGUUUGACAACCGCUGCAAUAGGUUCCCGCAUGCGUCGGUCUUAACCAGUUUGAAAGGCUUUUAGAGCGACCGCCCUGGCGUGCGGCGAUAGCGCGCGCGGGGCGGGGGGUCUGCGUCGCAAUCUUGUGCCAGUGUGGUCCCGGGUCCGACUCCACAGUGCUCGCUAUUUUGUACUACUUCGGAGUUCGACAUUCUGUGCUACUUUAGUAUACCCAACAAGAAAAAACGAUCGGGUGAGACUUUUGCCUUAUAUGCGAGACGGAAAGCCUUUGGCGUCGUUCUGGUCGUUGAGAGUCACAGUGUAAGGUGAAUAUCUUCGUCUUAAAGAGGAUCGUCGAGCAAAUACAGGAAGCAGCUGUUUAAUUCUAGGACUUUAUCGAGUACGUUCGAAAUAUGAUGCAUUCAACGAAUAAGAUUAGAAGAGUAACUCAGCCUAUGCGGGAGUUGUUCCAGAUGUUUUGAUGGCAGGAUAAUCCGAGUUUUUUGGCUCACAAACAGCAGAAAUGAGGAAUGGCUGAAGUCCGCGUCCUGCGAAUCAGCCUUUGUCGCCAAAGAAUUAUUUGGCGAUUAGUCGUGACUUCCGAGUAGAGAAUUCCGGGAAUCAGAGAAUAACAAUCCACGCGUGAAUUAUUUUAGACUGGCGUGCUCCCAACACUGAAGUAGAGACGAAAACUUCGUAGCUCGGAAGACUUAAAAUUUCGAACCUCGUUUCAAACGACGCGCAAGAGGUGUUUUAUUUCAACGGUUUCAGUAAGCACAUAACACAGAUUCUGUCUAGACGGACUCUGUGUUAUGUGUAUAUAUAAAGCGAUCAAUAGACAUAUCGAUCUGCCAAUCGCUUAUCAAGCACUGCGUGAACAAAUCAGCAGCGCAGCUGGAGGUCAUUCCCGGCAGAGAUGAGCUAAAUAUCCGAUGAGUUGUACAGUAUUUUCAUUCCUUGACGAUGGGCUCGCGUGAGAGUUCGAAACGUCGGACAAAUAAACCACUGGUCCCAGCGAUCGCCUUUCCGUCUUCUUCUAUAUAUAAAGCUUUAUAUGCAACCCAUCGAAAACACUGAAAAUCUCAAGAUAUGCAGCGAUGUGUCAAGGCGGAUCUGAAAUUCGGCGUUUUCUAGAACAAACAUAACGUCCGAAUUAGCUUUACGGACGGAAAGUCCUGGCAACAUGUUCUCAUAUGGAAAAUUUAAUUCCCAUGGCUUCCCCCUUGGCGAAUUCAAGCGAAAUCCUCUUUGUCUUAUUGAACCGCGUCUGAAUAAAUGGAAAAGCGUCACGACUUCUCGGGGAACCCGCCAUAUCUGACAUUACACUAAUUCAUAAGGGAUAUUUAAAUGUAAAUUUCUCUAAAGGACAAUUUUCAAACGUAAUUCUUCUUGUCCUGUCUAAUUUACUCGUUUUUUGUAUGGACAGCCAUCCCGUACGUCUAAAAGUGGAUUUCACACGAUUGCAACCAUCUUUGACUUUUUCGGAAUUUUCUGCUUUUCUAAAAAUCAGAAUUCCUAAGCAAUCUACCAUUAUCUUUGAUUAAUAUAGACCUAGGAUCCAUGCAUUGGUGUCGGUUUGCGAGUAAUAAGCAGUCACAAAAAACACACACACACACAACAGUUCCACCGUCGAUUUCGACGAUGUCCACCGCGUGCCCCACAGCUGCAGCAGCGGUGGGAGCAGGGACGGUGACUUGCGCAGGGGUUUAUAGUGCCAGUAGACUUCCGUAGCAUCUACCUACACUCUCCUCCUCCCCCACAUGAGCCCGGUGUCAAGACGAAGUGAAGAAGACCGGAGACGAGGGAGGCCGCAGGUGGAUGGCUUGGACGGAUCCUCACCUUGGCGCUUCACUCCGCACCCCCAGGUCCACAAAACAAAUGACCAGGAUUUUGACCACAAAACAAUGGGGUGACGGCAGUGGUCCAGUUGUGCGACGACUGCCGACAACAGGGUCUGCCAACGCACCCCGAAAGUGUUGGCAUUUGUUAUAGUGUGCGAUCCGAUAACGCCUGCCAGAAUCCAAUAUGGCUCCCGUGUUGGUCCAGCGCAUCAAACGCGUGGCUCGUUUGGAGGACACACAAACACAUGUGUAGAGUAGUCGUACCGUCUGUGAUGAACAAUCACUCCACCUCUCAAAUGUACUUCUGUCCGCCUUCCCCCCCUCCCCGCUUUAGGUUUACCGCGAUAGCCUUCGAUCCGCCGGGCUGCGGUUUCAGCACUCCCCCCGUCCGCGAUUGGAGUGAUCCCGAGGUUCUGCUGCAGGAUGCCAGAGUUGGCGUGAAUUUGAUGCGCCAGCUGGGUCAUCUGCCCUUCUCCUGCAUCGGCUGGUCAGAGGGCGCCCUGUCAGCCAUCCGAGCAGCAUCGGAGUUGAAUAUGGACGGUCAGUCACAUUUUAAGUGGCUCACUCUGCUGCUGCUGCUGCUGGUGGCGCAUUUGCUUAUUUGUUGUUCUAGAAUGCGCAUAUUGUAGACACUGUCAAAUGGCCAGUUGCCUGGCCUCAUGAUUUGAUUACCUGUACUCCUUAGACACACACACACGCACACAGCGCGGUGAAUGCAACCAAACUAGUUCAAAUUUACCUCAGACUACUGGGAAAAUCUGAAAGGACACAUCAAAAAACAGCCCUUUCAGCCUGACCUUCCGUUCUGGGAAGUACCGAGGUGCCCCGUCAAGCUACCACUCCUAGUUCGUCAUGGCACAUUUAAGUGUGCCAGUUUUAUUUUAGUAAGGAAUGCUCCAGUUUCAACACCAGUUCCUCUAUUUUACCUACUCGGCCAGUAUUCCAAAUACCUCCACAAAUUACCACAUUUUAAGGGAUUUCUCCUGUCUACCGAUUUUUCACUUCAAUGGGUCACUGAAUGCCCUCCUAGACAAUUAAUUUUGCCUGAACAUGAAAGCGGAAUGAUGGGAAAUGCUAUCAUUAUUAUUUCGUGUGUGUGUGGGUGUGUGUGUGAUCAGCGUGCUACCGUCAAGUCUUUUCCAUUUGCUACCUGCUUAUUGUACGCCGACAUACGAAGGAAGCUUAAUUCAUGCAUUCAGGCUCGAUUGAGGGCCUGGUGGUCUGGGAGCUGGAGGAGGAUAUUGGCGCAGAGGACGGAUCGGGGAAUGGUGGUCAGAUUAUGGGAGGCACCCCCGGUUCGGUGGACUUCUUGCCAGACAGCCGUCGUCUUCCGCUGCAGGCUGUCUAUGGUAGAGCGUACAUGCGGGAUAGUUGGCCUGCCUACGUUGAGACGAAAGAGAUGCGACGUAUGGGUCCUGCCGAUCUCCGCUGCCUGCCGCAGCGUCUCCUCGGGAUGCCACUACUGCACAUUGCAUCCCGACACUCUGAGUCAAGGCGACACCAAAAUGCCAACAGCCAAUCGACUGAAUCGGCUCUCCUCGCCUGUUCGGGCUGCUGUUCAACCCUCUGGCCCGCCAGGUCUGACGCGAAUCAGAAGGCUGGCUGGCAGCUGCCACACAAGUUGCAUGCUGAUUUCUUUCAGUCCUGUGUCGAAAACUUUAUUCUUAAAUCUAUUCACUAA